GAUGAGCGCCUCUGUUCAGAGGUGUGGAACAAUGGAGCUUCAACUCAGCAGUCUGGUACUUGUGUAUCUGUGUGCCAGCUUAUCUUCGAGUAAGUAGAUAUACACUUUAUUUUGUAUUUUAUUAUUAUUUCGUCUAAUUUGUAAUAUGAAAAGAAUAACUUGGAAAGCUGAUAGUUUUAGGGAGCCAUGUAUGAACAGGAAGAAGAGGUCAGAUGAUAUAGAGGGAGGAAAGUAAUUUGAUUUUGCAUGAAAACUUCAAACUGCGUAAAAGUCCCACAAGUAUUUUCAGACUUAAGCGGCUUUUAUUGUUUUAUUUUGCUUUAAUAUGUGGCAUUUGACUUUUGAAUGUUUUCACAGCCUUUACCUCUUAUCUAUUAUCUCUCCUUUGUCUUCGUUGGUCUUUCCACUCUCACUUCACGCUGCAUGGGUGCUUCAUCUCAUUUCCUCUUUUAUAUAUUCUUAUUCGAUGUUUAACUUUUAUCAUGUUUAGUUUUAAAGUUAGGAUGCUUGGCAAAUAGGAAAAAAAGCUUGUUUUGUGUGUUUGUGUUUGAGCAGAUAUAGUAGUGAAAGGUUGCAGCAUUUUCAUCCAUAUUCAACCAAAGAAAUGUAGAUUUCAAAAAGAUAAGUGUGAACAUGUUUUAACUUAAUAUUUAUUCAUAAAGCAAAUGUUCACAACAAAUGUUAUAUCAAAAGGUGCUUCACAAAAAAAAUGCUAUAAAACUUACUUUCAGUUAUAUUAAUAAAGACCCAACAUCAUAAAAGGAUAAGAUUAAAAGUCUCAGCUGGUAAAAUAUUUAACUAUAGAAAAAGAAACUUAAAGAAAAGGCUCAGAGUAUUCUCUGUUAAAGAGUUAGAAUGCCUCUACUUUAAUGCCAUGGUCACAUCGACCUUAAAAACAAACCUCAUAGAGUUUCAGCCUCAAACUCUCAUCAGGAAGUUUGACUUCACUUUGAAAGUAAAAACAUUUUUGCUGUUCAAAAGAGCGAGCUCUGGACCUUUUAUUCUGGGGUUACAUAAAGAUUAUAUGACCAUACAUGUUGAUGAUAUAAUACUUAUGUUUAAGUGUAUCUAAAUGCAUGAUUUAAUGAUAUUUGUUGUGAUUUUCAUGAUUUUUUUUCAUGAGCCUGAAGCUCAUAAAAAUUUGCAUCAGCGAGGCAUAAAGGUGAUGAGGGUGUAGCUCUGCUGAGGUGUUACUGAAGAGCAGCUUGCUUUGACGGCUUUCUGCUUUGUUUGGUCAGGGGUUCCUCUUGACAACUGUCCCACAGAUGAAUCCUUCAAAGGGUUAAGGACAAUUCAGUUUGUUUGCCAGUCAAGCACAGUAACAUCAUGGCCUGCAAUCCAUUUGGUAGUUUUGGCAUGACUGGCAGGUGCAGGUCCCACUAGAAAAAGAAAUCUUUAUCUCCUCUGUCAACCUUUCAUUAAAAUGCUUCGAUACAGCACUCAAUCAUCUCUUGUAGCAUACACUCCCUAUGGAAGGUGCCCAAUGAUAGUCUUCUUAAUAAGUGAUUGUGGCUGCAUGAUCUGAAGCACACUAAGAGACAUUUAUUCUAUUUAAACAGUGAUUUACUCAAACUGAAAGACAUAUUUUUUUAUUCUUUUUGCGCUAUUGACCAUAAUUAUCAGAAUAAAAUAAUAAAAUACUCGAAACAUUUGAGUUUACAUGAAAUGAGUGUGAAUUAUGUGAAGGUAAGAUUUCAUGAAUUUUCAUUUAGUCUGCCCCAGAUAAACUUAGCCAGAAUUAAACUACAGUUCUAAAAUCAUGGUUUUAUCUGUGUCUCUAAGGUGUUUUACCCAGGCUCCUUACUGUGAUCCAGACUCCUCAUGUCUCCGUCAUCGAGGGUGACAGAGUGAACAUCACCUGCUGCUGGACAGGGGAGUUUGAAAGAGGGUCGCUGAACUGGAUGAAAAAUGGGACCAAAUUUAAGUGGGACAUUAUUUUGCCAGGGAUUUCCUCCCGCUGCUCUUACUUGGUCUUUCCAAGUAUCACAAAAGCCCACUCAGGAAGAUACAUCUGCAUGUUGUCUGUGGACAUACCAGAUUAUUACAAGACUGAAGGAAAUGGGACUGUGAUCAGUGUAACUCCCAAUAAGAAUAAAUUAGACCACACAGAGGACGACACAGAUCAGACUACAGCUGAUGGUAGGUGACUGAGGACAAAAAUCACUUCAGAGAGGCUGAGUCUCUUAGAAGUGAAGGUCAGAAGAGGUCCACCACUCUGUGAGAAAGGUUUGAGCAAUGUUACAACAGCAUGGCUCUGUCGUCGAAGUGCUGACUCAGUCUUUGCUGUUUUCUCUGUGAUCAAGUUCCAGACUCUUCCAGUGAGAUUGUGCAGAGUAAUCUCCUGAGGUGUCUGCCCCUCUUGGCUCUCAUCAUAUCCUUCGCCUGCCUCUACAGACUGGGAACCAAAGCCAAGCAGGAGGUAUUUGGUACGAGAACCAGAGGUGGGUUUGUCCUAAACACACACUUUUUAACCCUGCUUGCACAACACUGACAGCCCUCCACUGACUAUUGCACUGAAGACAUAUUCACCUGCUACUAUACUGUUAUUAUUCUACCUGAUAAGAAAUGACUCCAGCAUGUUAAAAGCUGCAAAUAUUACAUUAAGUCAGUGGUUCUCAAGUCCAGUCCUCAAGGCCCACUGUCCUGCAUGUUUUGGAUGUUUCCCUGCUCUAACACACCUGAUUCAAAUGAUCAGCUCGUUAUCAAGCUCUGUCAUGGCUUAAUAACGAGCUAAUCAUUUAAAUCAGGUGUGUCAGAGCAGGGAAACAUCCAAAACAUGCAGGACAGUGGGCCUCGAGGACUGGACUUGAGAACCACUGCAUUAAGUAAACACCUGCAGUGGUAUGUCCAGCAGCCCCCUCUGGUGGCCCACAGGCCCCUUGUGCCAAAACACCACCACUGUCAGUAAUUUUGACUCGACUUUAAAAUGAAAAUAUGAUGACUAGGUGAUGUUAAAGGUCACAAAUAAAUCAGUUGUUUCAUGUUCCAGGUGCUCCUGAGGAUACACCCUCUUCAGCCCCAAGACCAGAGGAAGAGGAGGGAUGAGGAGAGAGAAAAAAACAAACAGAUUGUGAUGAGAAAGGAGAAAAUACAAGCAAAAUAUAAACUAAUAAGGGCGUAUUAUUAGGGAUGUGAUGAUUUUUACUUAUGAAGUGCUCAUUUUAAAGAUGCAAACUACAAUAAAACCCUUUUUGAAGCUUG
Molecule: messenger RNA, 3201 nt
Organism: Xyrichtys novacula (pearly razorfish)
Lineage: Eukaryota; Metazoa; Chordata; Actinopteri; Labriformes; Labridae
Source: the annotation of a GenBank genome assembly